Oryza brachyantha (malo sina) is the source of this 1164-nucleotide messenger RNA. Its product is annotated as probable CCR4-associated factor 1 homolog 11. The transcript has a single exon. Gene Ontology annotation, cellular component: P-body; CCR4-NOT core complex; CCR4-NOT complex. Bases 1 to 1059 code for a protein of 352 amino acids. The record is from RefSeq and is a predicted model, not a curated record. NCBI's taxonomy places the organism in Eukaryota, Viridiplantae, Streptophyta, Magnoliopsida, Poales, Poaceae. Gene Ontology annotation, molecular function: poly(A)-specific ribonuclease activity; nucleic acid binding.
AUGCCGGCCUACCCCGGCGUCAUCGGCCCUGUCAUGCUCGCGCUGCUGCCACCGCAGUUUCUCCGGACCCCCACGACGUCCGCCGCCGGCGUUGCCCAAUCUGCAGCGUCGUUCGGGGGAGGCUCGCCGCCGCCGGAGAAGGAGAGUUGCCGACGUGGUGUGCUUGCGCCGAAGUUCUCGCCGCGGGCGGUCGUCGGCGGCGGGGUGGUGGUGAAGGACGUGUGGGCGGAGAACCUGGAGGAGGAGAUGCACACCAUGAGGAGGAUGCUGCCGAGCUACCCCGUCGUGUGCGUGGACACGGAGUACCCCGGCACGGUGCACGGCGGCGGCGGCGGCGGCAGGGGGCGGCACUACAUGCGCAGCCCGCGCGAGACCUACGCCGUCGUGAAGAAGGACGUCGACGCGCUCAAGCUGCUCCAGCUCGGCAUCACCCUGUCCGGCCCCGUCGGCCGGUGCCCCAUCGUGUGGCAGUUCAACUUCUCCGGCUUCGACCCUCGCUCCGACCCCCACUCCCCCAGCUCCAUCGCCAUGCUCAAGGAGCACGGCAUGGACUUCGACAAGCUCCAGCGGAGCGGCAUCAACCACAGCGUCUUCGCCGAAGCGUUCUACCGCUACGGUCUCGGAUGCCGCCAGCUGAUGUGGGUGGCGUUCUCGGGAGCCUACGACUUCGCCUACCUCACCAAGAUGGUCACCGGAGGCCGCCGGCUGCCGGAGACGCUGGAGGGGUUCAUGGCGCAGGUCAGAUCGAUUUUCGGGCCGGCGGUGCUCGACGUGAAGCACAUGGCCAGGUUCUGCGGCGGCGGCAUACGCGGUGGGCUUGAGCGCGUGGCGGCGGCGCUCGGCGUGAAGCGGGCCGCCGGGCGCGCGCACCACGCCGGCUCGGACAGCCUGCUCAGCGCCGAUGUGUUCAACACCAUGCUAGAACGUUUCUUCCCCAGAACCAACAUCCUCAACCACGCCGGCGCCAUAGAAGGGCUCGUGUACGUGUACGUGUACGCGUUUAAGUGGCUGUCACAUGAGCUCCACCAUCCCUGGGCCUACAAGUCAGCCACUCACUGAGACUUACUUAAGAGGAUCUGUUCCCGUGUACUACACCUGCCAAUAAACACUGGCAUGAUAUGUAGUCUGAACUGACAUGUAGUCCUGAACUGAUGUGUGUAGUCU